Molecule: messenger RNA, 663 nt
Organism: Aspergillus chevalieri
Lineage: Eukaryota; Fungi; Ascomycota; Eurotiomycetes; Eurotiales; Aspergillaceae
Product: RNA-binding protein
Exons: 5
Coding region: 1-663 (220 amino acids)
Biological process (GO): mRNA splicing, via spliceosome
Cellular component (GO): nuclear speck
Molecular function (GO): RNA binding
Source: RefSeq, a predicted model, not a curated record
AUGUCCCGGCCAGGUACCACCCUUUAUGUCACUGGCUUCGGGCAUGGGACUCGAGCUCGCGACCUUGCCUACGAAUUCGAACGGUACGGACGACUCGUUCGAUGUGACAUUCCUGCGCCUCGUACCCCUUCGAGCCGGCUUUUUGCUUUUGUGGAAUACGAAAGUCGUCGGGACGCGGAUGAUGCAUAUCACGAAAUGCAUAACAAGCGCAUCGGUCGUGACGACUUGCUGAAGAUUGAAUGGGCUAGGACGCCGCCAUCUGCAUCUUGGCGAUUCGAUUCAGGCCGUGACCGCCGACGUGACCGCACCCCUCCCCGCCGUGGCCGCUCGCCAUCUCCGCGUCGCGGUCGUAGCGACUACUCCCCCCGUAGGGAUGACAGAUAUGAGCGGGACUACGACCGUCAUGACCGCGAUUAUGAGCGUCGUGAUCGUGACUACGACCGUCGCGAUCGUGAUUAUGACCGUCGUGACCGUGAACGCUCCCGUGACCGCUCUCGUAGCCCUGAUGAGAGGGAGCGUGACAUCAAGGAUGACAGAGAGAGACGUGAUGAGGAAAGAGAACGCCGUGACGAGGAGCGAGAAAAUGGACCCAACGGCGAAGACAGGAAAGUUUCAUUAGACCCCCUGCCUUCUGCUCAUGAUGAGCUUGAUACUGCUGAGUAG